Messenger RNA from Mizuhopecten yessoensis (Yesso scallop), 6554 nucleotides. RefSeq names its product coiled-coil domain-containing protein 33-like. The transcript is spliced from 28 exons. The record is from RefSeq and is a predicted model, not a curated record. Gene Ontology annotation, cellular component: peroxisome. Lineage: Eukaryota; Metazoa; Mollusca; Bivalvia; Pectinida; Pectinidae. The coding region runs from base 238 to 3645 and encodes 1135 amino acids.
CGAAGAAUGACAGGCGCCAGAAUUUGACAUUCAAAGAAAUCGACAUCGUCGCAUUUCAAUAUCACGAAUUUGUCUACGGUCCUUCAGCAUGGAUGUGGAUAGACGGCCGUGGAAUUUGUUUACGUCUGCUUGUCCGUUGACAACACUUGAUUCUGAAACAGGUGGAAUUUUAAGUUUUUGAAAGAUCAGUGUUAAAUACCACCCACAUGUAAAGUUAGGUAGAGAUACCUGCAGACAAUGACCAACAUGGAUUCCUUGGCAUCCCACUUACCCAAAGUGGAUAACAAGGCAUUGGAAUUUGACGUGGACAUCCGAGACGGUCAGUUUAAUCUUGAGGGCCGUUACUUCCUGAAGCUGUCCGUCCAGAACCUCGAAGUGACCGAUUACAGUAUGGUAAUGCUUAGGAAAGGAAAUGAACCAAUGUUUACGGCAGCUUUUGCCGCAGAGACGGACACUGUCAGCCAAGUGGAGGCAUCGAAAGUUUCACGCUUUCAGGAAAAAAAGUUCCAGUUUAGACUUCCGCAAGGUUUCUGUAAAAAUGAUAAAAUGCAUGAUGUGCACCUACUGGUCGAAGCUUUUGUGCAGCCUAAAAAUGGAGGAAAAAGUAGAAAAGUUGGCGAAGGAAAGUUUGCAAUAUAUCCCCGCCCAAAUGCACCGCGGAUAAAAGCUAAUGUAGAUCCGGGGGAUGAUUUCUACCAUUUCACAGACGUUCUGUCUCUAUUACGUACUGUUAGCACGGACAGUGUACAGAUGCAUUGUGGGAGGAUACGAUGUACUUUUGCUCUGCGUGAGUUGCUGCCACCUCGUCCUAAGACCCCCAUUGUUACGCCACCACCACCACGGAAAAAAGUCACUCCCAGACGAGAUCCGCCCGAGCCCACACCUGAACCCACUCCCCGAGAACCCCCACAAAGUACUUCCCCCUGGGGAGACAAUAUAUCCCUACACUUGCCAUCAUCCCCUACACUUCCCCCUGCCAAUGAAGGCAAAAAGCUACCAGAGGGCCAUCUCCUGGAUUCUGACCGGAAGACAUUCUUUAUCGGACAGACGUAUCGUCAUGUGGCCAAAAAAGGCAAGGAGCAAGUUGAUGUAAUUGUACAUGGUUCCAUCAGUCUGCCAUCGACACCAAACGGAAAUCCUCCACUGCCCUACCCCAUCAUUAAGAAUCUGGCUGCAGACAAAAAGAAAAUGGCCAUCGGUUCACCAGGUCACACAACAUUACGCCCAACACACGCACCCUCCUGGGAGGAAAUGCUUACAAUCAGCAUGACGGAUGCAGAAUCCGGGGAAGAUGACAGUCCAAAAAGAGUGUUAGUGAUAGCGGUGGCCGAUGGUCCUACUAAGGAGAGGCUUGUCAGCUAUGAGAUCCCUAUGGCUUACCUAGAACCCUUCCAUCAGUAUCACCUGGAACUUGUCAAGCCUGUCCAGGGGAUAAAGAGUGGAGUCCGUACCUUUAUCACAAUCACACGGAAGCUUGAUCACCUCAUUAAGGACCCCGCCUCACCUCAGUACCUAGGGUUAGAGGUGAUGCUUAGAUCGGUCCAGAAGCCAUUCAAACAUCCAUUAGGUCCCCUUAUUGCUGUGGCCAGGAUGGUACCCGACUAUUAUAACUACAAGAGUGACAACCUACUUUCCCAUCCUCGUACGGCAGCUGUCAGCAUGACGAGUGUGACGUUUCCUUCUCCUCAUCCUUCCUCGUUCAAAGUGCCACCCAGGACAAAACAUGGCUACCCUCAGAUAAGCUUACCUGGUCGACCCGACACCCAGCCAUUAUGGAAUCACCCGUACCUGUUCAGUGAUGAGCGUGACAAGGCUACCUUGUUCACACCCGGGGCUGCCUUGGUCUUAGAAUACUACAUCGCCACUGCUGCAAUGUCCGACCAGUUCUGGAAGAUCCGGAGCCCGAUUGGCUACUCGUCCAUUCUGAUGGACAAGGAUAUAUAUUCGGAGCUCACGUCACCGCGGGCAAAACAUGGCCUCAGGCUGGAGGGCGUGCCAAUCCAGUUUCUAGACGAGAUUUUAGCGGAAUAUGAGUUUAGGUUUAUAAAACAGGUUUUUAAAGAUGUUCUAACUGGUGAAGAAGUUGAGGAUAUCAACGGAGACGUCCCUAAAGUUGGCAUGGUACUGCGUCUAAUCACCACAACAGACCCUGACACCAUGGUGUCCACAAGCGACAUAGAUGCCCUUCCUUCCCUGGAUAUGUUCCCUGAUCAGUCUACGUACUUUCGCACGACCCCAGACAUACUGAAGGUCGAGGGGGAGGAGGGCAGCGUCCACACGGAAGGUACAGCCCUCACUAAGGAGCAGGAGGGAGUUGGGGAGGAUACAGACGAGGAGGAUAAUGACACGGUUACUGGGCGCCUCAUACCCACACCCCCAGGGGGAGGGUACUACAUGAGGAAGCAGAAGAAAAGACCACUCUCUCCAACAGUGUUUUUCCAAGUCCAUACUGAUGGUGCAGGGGAGCCGAUUAAAGAUGGUGAAAUGCCACCCCACGGUGCUGUGGACUCGGUACUACCAGAUUACCAGUAUGUGUUUGUAGACCCCCAGGGGAAACAGCAUGCACCCCGGGGACGACAACCCAGCCCCACGGGGCGUAUCCAGCGCCAACCUCCAAAAGCUGCACCCCAACAACCAAAUGUGCCUGCUGCAUAUGCAAAAUAUGCUGCACCAGCAGUUAGUUUAGGACCCCAUUAUAGAGACAGACUUAGAAUUCUGCCUGAGGACAGCCGGCAGCCAGACCUUGACAAUGCAUCUAUGAACGUUCUUGACCAUCAGUCUAAGGAGCUAGAGAACUACCGUCUGGCGGUCCAGAAGAUGGGUCAGGACAUGGUGGCCCUGCAGGAAAGGAUCCGAGAACUGGAGAACAACAAUAGCCAACUACGUCGUGAUCUCGCAAACUACAACGACGCCAGCAAGCUUAUGAUCGAGUCUGCUGAGCUUGAUGGCCUCUCAAAACCAGAAAUUAUGUCCCGUUAUGCUGCUUUGAAACAGACCCUACAAUCACAAACCAGUGAUCUGAACACAUACAAAGAUAAAGUACAGAAAAUCCAGAAUGAACUGAUAUCGAAAAACGAUGAAGAGAAGAAAUUAUUGAAACAGAGUCAGUCACAGUCGGGACAGAGUGUCAUCAUACAGAGGUUACAGGAAAGGAUCACCAAGUACAAAAAGAUGGAAGAAGCGUGUAAAAAACAGGAGGUAGUGAUAGAGAAGAUGGAGAGACUGUUAGAAAAACAGAAUAAAGACAAGUCAAAGAAAGGUGACAGAUCGUCCGAGGCAAAUGAGGCUUUACUGGAGGAAAACAAGCGACUUCGCUCACAAACAGAGGAACUUAGGGAACAACUAAGGACGGCGGGGCGAGGAGGAGACGAGAAGGAGAAAUUUGCUAUGUACCAGGCACUGGAGCGAGCAGACGCUCGGGUGCUAGCACUGGAGAAACAGCUUGCUGAAAAUUCAAGACAAUGGGGAAAAGAGAGAGCCGAUAUGCAACUACGAUUAAAUGAGGCAGAACACGGAUUCGGUCGGUCACAGGGCAUGGUUCUUCAUGAUUACCCAACUUCAAAUUCCUACGAAAGGACAGGUCGAUCGUACCCUACUAGAUACACACCCAAACAGAGAUUGUCUCCUAUUCCCCUCUUCCGGUGAAACUACGUAUAUUCGAGACAAUAUUAAAAAUCCUGAGAACUGAUCACUAGUUGAUGCGGAGAUUAUACUAUAGAUCAUUUCAGUAGCCCUGCCUCACGACAUUCUGCAUUGUUGAACUAUUUGACAUAAAUAAGAUAGCGGAGAGGCUCCAAACAGAAGUAGAUUGUCCCGUACACAAGUGUUUUUCAAGCCGAGCCACCCAUGGCUGUGAUAAGGAGGGACAGUGCAGUUACUGUCAUAGAGUUACUAGCAGAGUUCUUAAGACUAAGAAAGUUAGCCUAAGAGUAAUUUAUAUUUUGUACAAUACCAGUUUCAACUUUUAGAAGAAUAUAACUUUGCGAUAGCCUAGUGUCAUUAUUUCGCUACCAUACAGGUGUCCCACUGUCCAGGUGGUGUAACGGGGACAUAUAUUUCCCUCUCGCCUAUUUAUAAUUCAGCUGACUCAUAAUCCAAUAUGGCUGGCAAAGAAGUUGGCUACAUCACAGGAGAUCAAAGAGCUACCGAUAAUGGUUGGAAUAUAGCACCUACAGUCAAUAUAUAGUCAAACCUGUAUUAACUCAUUCACCUCUGAAACUUCAUGAUGAACUAUUCCAACCGUUGAAUAGGAAGGGUUCAAAUGUGACUUCAGGGGUGAAUGAGUUAAAAGACUGCUUUCAGAAAAAGUUAUCUCUUAACUCAGGUGGUCUCUUAAUACAGGUUGAGUUUACAAUGAAAUCACUACCAUAGGGAUCAUAAAAGAGGUCUCUUAAAGACAGGUGGUCUCUUAAUAGAGGUGGACACACAAACAAGUUUAACUGUAGCUGAUACCUGUCUACCACAAACGGAGUGGAUGUGUAUACCUAAAACUUGACUGAAGAUGUUAUAUUCUGACCAUUUUGAAAGAAGGAGGCUUGAUUUGAUUUCCUGAGUGUCAAUUAUCUACAAUGGCCAAUGUCCGGAAAGUCAGAACCAUUUCAGUUUUAUAUCAAUCCAAUGUUUUUUAAACAACACCAUUUUUUAAUGAAUUCCUAUUUUAUAUUUAGAAUACCAAAACAGAUAUGUUCAUUUUUUGUGUGUAUUUUUUUAUUCUUUUCAAUAAUUUUGAAAAAUAUCAGUCAAGAUCAAAAUUUGGACUUUGAUAUUGUCAUAUUGCAAAUAAUGUUGGAUGCAUGCUGGAUAUUCAACACUUUUAGACAAUAUAAAAAAAUACAUUUUCAAAUAUCUGUUAUUGCUGUAAGUUACCAAGUCAAAGACAAGCUUAAUGACUGACGUAUACUCCCAGUACACAGUUGCUCUUACCAUAUAUAAAUUAAGAAAUGUCAAAAAUAGCGUUAGCGUCAUUGUAAAGAUAUAUCAAUUAUUGUAAAGACUUUUCCUCAGGAACCAUUGUCUUCUUUCUCAUAAAUUCCUACCAAGGUCAUGGAUACUAUGACUUCCACAGAUCAUUUACACAGCUGCUGAGAAAUUCAAAUAGAUUUCUCCUGUACGUCAUAUUGAAGUGUGCGAGAGAUUUGUAAGUAAAUAUUGUUCUGAUAGAUACAAGACAGAUACUUUGAAAUCAGAUAUUAUUGUGGGGCCCAAAUUUCGUGGUGUUCCAACAAGACACCAUAUCGCCGGUACAUGAGUUUGUUUAAUUACGAGUACCCGCGUGCCCUCCAACUGAGAAUUGCUUUAUAUCAAACUUUUGUAAUUGCUUCGUGGACUUAUGAAUUCAUGGAUGAAAAUUACCAACAAAAUCAACGAAAUUAAAAAAACACCUAAAAAUUAGUGAUUUCACAGUAUCUUGUUUUUAUCUCACCAGACCUAAACUUCAAGUGAACUUUUCUGUUUGGUUUUAAAUUGGGGACCUAAGGACCAAAACGUCCACCAUUCAUGGAUCGAGCAAUUUGUUUGAACUAUGUUUCGUUUCAUUUAUACAAAUAAUUUUUUGAAAAUCAUGAUGUUACAAAAUAUAUAUUGGAUCUUUGCUGGUCUCGACUCUAUAAAAGGUUACAGCAAAAUGUAUAAGCAACAAACCGGAAUUAUCGGUAAUGACAUUCCAUCGUAUUUCACCAAAAAUUGAAAAAUCAGGAUCUUGACUCAGAUUGAGUGUUUGAAACCUUUCAGGUUUCAUACAUUUUAUUCUACAUCUCAUUUACAUUUCAAUUUCUGAAUCAAUACUUUUUUGGUGCUUUAUAGAUAUAUAUAAAUAUUUCAUAAAUGAACAUUUGUUUUAUUUUGCAAUUACAGUGUAUUUGUUGUAAGAAUUUUGUGAUAAUUUUAGAGUUAACUGUGUGUAUAUAUAUAUCAUUUCUUUAACGGGAAAAGAUAAAAACUUUAAAGCAAGGUAUCAUUGUGAUAUGGCAUACAUGUGUGUUCGGUGUCAAAAAUCAUGUUUAAAUGCUUGUGUUUGUGAUACAAAUUGUAUAUCUUUUCUUUUAUUAAUGUAUUUAUUCUGCAAUAUGUCUGAGGGAGGGGGCCAUCACCUAAAUCUCCGACUAAAAAUUGAAGAAUGGGCUAAAAACACAAUGUACAGGACAAUGAAAUAGCGUUUAUUUGCACUACUACUUAACUGCAAUAAAUAUGGGUGGGCUUAUUACCAGACAUGGGCUAAUUGCUAGAUAAAUAUAUACGAUAACUACAAGGGUAUUUCCCUGUCAUUAUAACACUGGAUGACACUUGUUAUCAUUGCCAUACAUUAUUGUCAUUUUUAGCUCACCUGGUCACGUAAGACCCAGUGAGCUUAUGUCAUGGUGCGGCGUCUGUCUUCUGUCCAAUUCUCCAGCCGAUGUCAACUUUUUCUUCUUCUUAAUAACCAAAAGGCCUAGGGUGAUGGUAUUUGGCCAAUAGCAAGCUGGGAUAAAGGUCUACAAACUGUGUUUAAAUGAAUGACCUUGACUCACUUUCAAUGUCUCUGGCGUGAAAUGUCUUAAAAUAUUUAAUCAACCCAA